Molecule: messenger RNA, 7022 nt
Organism: Paramuricea clavata
Lineage: Eukaryota; Metazoa; Cnidaria; Anthozoa; Malacalcyonacea; Plexauridae
Source: the annotation of a GenBank genome assembly
GAUUAUGGAAUCCUUGAUAACUCUGUUAUCAAAAUGGUGCCUAUGGCUCGAACAAAUGCAAACGUACGUUUUUAUAUUUUUGCUAGUAACUAAUAACGGUAGUUGGUGUCCACGUAAUCACAACGUAAUCAUCCAAUGCUAGUGUCGUGGAAUAUUUUUUCACGAGUGAAAUUGUCACACAAUUGUGUUAGACAAUUAAAAAUAAUUAAGGGCGCGCUGCAAUUUCGGCAGAUUGGUUUAUCUCAUCAACCACCCAAAACCUUAUAGUUUUUCCGGUACUUCAGAAUAUACUUAUUUUAGAACCACUAAGUAUUUUAACAAAAUACAAAACAAGCGUAACUCCAAAAAUCGAUAGCAUUUUUUUAUAUUUAUCAACGUUCGUAAACUAUGUUUUAUAUCCUGAUGACUGAAAUAUAGUCGAAACGUUGAUAAAUCUGAUAAAAAUGUUAUCGAUCUUUGGAGUUACAUUUGUUUUGUAUUCAGAACGUUCUGACAAACCAAUUUACUUAAUGUUUUUUAACUUGUAUCAUAGUAUUAAUUUUGUAUUUGAACGAAAUUUAGUUAUUAAAGCUUGGCUCAAAACCUAGCCUAAACAUCGACGAAGAUGCAUUAACGCCUGGACCUAAGCCAGAACUCUUGCAAGAUGGACACUUGCAUGAAAUACAGAAAGCCGUUCAUGAGGAAGCUAAGAUCUUCAAGAGAAGAGAAGACUUUUUAGGAUUAUUUAAGGUAAAAUAUUGUCCACAAAAAAUAAAAAAAUUGUCACCCGAGUCAGACUUGGAGAAAGUGUUCAAUGUUGCUAACAUCCUGAAUUUGUUUUUUCGAUAUUCCUCAAAAGUGCGUAUGAAAAGUCUGCACUUUGUAACAUAAUACGCCACUAUGUACGUAAGUGUAACCCUUAACCGUGGUGUAACAAUAAAGUACUGUAUUUCUGUUACAUGAUUGUAUAUUUAUUAUUAUAUUACAAAAUAAGGAUUCUCCCAUAAAGUAUAUGUAUGAAAAAUUAAAGAGGUUCCUCAAUUUUGUUGCUAAAGCCAAUAGUGUUCUUCAAGAUCCCAUGCAAGAUCGCCCUUUUUCCAAGUACUAGAUACUUCAACUCAAAACCCAAAUUAAAUAUAUUUCUAGGCGUUACUUUGGAUUCAUUUCCUCGCUGUAUUCAUGGCGUUUUCCAGUUAUUUCUGGUACUCAGGAUUUUGGUCCGGUAAGCAAACUCUGAUCUCAAGGAAGCUUCUUUUGGUAUUCUAAACCGGUCUUUAAAUUCUAGUUUCUUUACGACUUUUAGGUGUUUUAAUGUUGUUUGGAUUGUAUUACUGUCCCACGUACUCCAAAAUGGCUGGCUUUGUUGGACGAAACAACAUCAGGUGAAGAUAUAUAACCAGAACUUAUCAAUCUUCAAUCUUUAACCAAGCCGUUUCUGCGUUGCCAAACUCGCUAAUAUGUACAUUAAAGAACACGGCUUUUUUAAGUGGUUACACAUAUCCUGGACCAAGUAUAUAAUAUCAAUUUUCUGAUAUUAUUUAGUAACUACCAUUUCCUGAUGUUUUAUGGCAUUGGAUCAGCGUUUCAUUUUACUGCAUCUCUUCUUAUGGGCGUUUACCUUGUGUUAGAAGUACAGGUACAAUAAAGAAACACAAUAAAUAAUACCAUACGAUUUUACUAAAUUUACUUUAUGAUUAUGUCCAUACUGACACGAUGUCCGUAUUUGUUUUUAUAUUUUCUAGUCCUACGCCUGUGGAGAAGCUGAAAGUACGUGUAAUCGACAAAAAGAAGUGCUUACAUGGUCAGGUAUAAAAACAACUGCAAAGGUCGGAUAUAGUCUGUAAAUGUUUCUUUUUCAAAACUUUGAUGAGCGUAUACAUUUCGAAUAAACGAUCUUUUUGGUGUUGAACACUGUUAGGUAAUGCAUGCCUGAUGUUGGAUUGGGUUUGACUUUGUUUAACAUUUUCAUCCAAUAUUCUGCAACAGUGUUAGACGAUGUUCGACUCGUUCGAAUGGGGCUUUAAUAUACCUACAGUAUAAUAUACCUGAUACCUACAGUAUCCUCCACGUGCCUCGUGGCACGCAGGGCCUUCACAGAGCUUUUCCACCUCUCCCUAUCAGCUGCUACUACCCUCAUCCAAAGAACCCCAUCCAGCUUCUCUUUUUCAACUGUCCUCCUUCAUAUGGUUUUAGACCUUCUUUUUCGUCUCUUUCCCUCUGGUGCCCAUGUCAUAUCCUCAUUGCAAUCGCUAUCUCGAUCUUGUCUCAGAAUAUGACCAGUUAUUUUCCAUCUUCUUGAUUUGACUUCCUCUCUUAGCGACUUCAUUCGUGCUCUUUCCAGUAACCCCUCAGUUCUGACAUGGUCUUCCCAUCUGAUGCGCACUAUACAACGCAAACACCUCAUUGUUUAUCUUCCAAGUAUCUUCUUCAUCUGCACAAAAUUUAACAUUGAUGUUUUAAUAUUUAUAGUUGUAUUUUACUUGGGCCACGCUGCUUUCCUACUCGCAAGUUUCAUACUUGUUUUGCUGUUGUUCAGAAACUUUCAGUACGAGGUAAUGGUACCUUAAUUUACAUUAUACAUUCAGUCCGAGUCUGUCCGACUCAAAAUCUCAUCAUUACAUAUAACAAGACUAUAGUCAGAUUCCCUAUCGUAUUUCUGCUUCGACAGGUGGGUGAUAUAAUAGUGGACAAUUUAGUCCAAUCUCGAGAUCUUGAUAAAGUAUUAAGAAGUGCCAAGUUGGGUGGGAUAAAAGAAAGAAGAAAUGCUGCAUUUGAAAUGGUUAGCCUUGUUGCAAGUAACACUGAAACCAAGAUGGCGCUUGUGAAUGAAGGAGGGUAAGUAUUCACAUCUUAUAUAGUUCUGAUACAGUUAGUAUUUCCUGUGAUUCUGAACAUUAAGUAAUGGGAGUAAUGGCUAUAUGGUUUUCUAUAAGUCGAGCUAAGCGAUCAGAGACAUGUAAAUUUUUUGACGAGCGAAUUAAAUUUCUAUUUCAGAUUACAAGUUUUGAUUAACUUGGCUCUGUCCACAGAUUCAGUGAGUAGAAUCGGCAUUUCUUAUUCCGGCAAUUUCUUUGAAAAGUAACGUGUAAUUAAGAUCAGAUAGUUUAAAGAUAUACGGUAACAACAUCAACAUAUUUUUAUCAAUAGGCAACACAAGAGUACGCGACAGAGGCAAUUUCAGAGAUGUUAACUGUACCUAGUAUCCAGGUGAAAUUACUAUCUGUUUUGUUACAAUCCAAUUAAAUUCACUAUGUGAUGUAGUAUGCGCUUUUCAACAAUAUUUAAUAUUAAUGAUUGUUUUGCUUUUGUGCAAAUACCAAUGCAAAGCUUUCAGUCCAUAAAUCUUCAUUCAGCAAGGGUGGAAAUUUGCAUUUCUGAGGUCAUAUCUAUAGUACAGGUCAGAAUUUUCCCUUUAAAAGUCUUCUUUAUCUUUUUUUCUUGGGGAAAUAUUUUCUGGGAACUCAUUGGUCCCGUGGUUCUACCCCCGCUUCAUUAAUGCAAAUUGUCAGACCACUUAGACUAGAACUGAUCAGUUCCUGAACAAUACCGGUUUCUCCUAAAAAGAUCUUGAACAGUUAAUCUAUUCUUCUUGUUAUAAUAUUAUCAUACAUCUAUCAUGUAGGCGGAGCGGAACUGUUUAAUUGUUUUUGUACGUAAUUGUAAACCAAUGUUUUCCCUUGCCCGUUGAAGACUGCAGACUGGCAGUCGAAAGCUCGUUUCAAUAGAUUUUUAAAAACCAGAGAACGUCCAAACUAUCAAUAGAACUGAGUUACCUGACAUAUCAGAACUAUUGUUUAUAGGCAAAGUUUGUAGAGGCAGGUGGCAUCCGUACUCUAUGUGCUUUACUACGAAGCAGUGAUAUGCGUGUGGUGACUGAAGCUGUAACAGCUAUGUCGUAUAUUGUCGCUGAUAAUGAAGCAAAUAGACUGUCAUUCAUCACUGAGAACGGGUGAGGUGUUUACUUCAAGUAUUUAUUGUUCACAGUGGCCGGGCGAAUUUAGGUUGCCGCCACCACCUUUUGUUGCUGGAAAUCUUAGUUCUUUAAACUUGCAAUAUAUAGCUUAAUCUAUAGCUUACUAUUGUUUCAUGGUCGAAAAAUAAUUAUCAAAGUUUUGUUACCCAGUUAUUCAGAUAUCAAGCAAAUGUUUCCGGAAAUUAUUUGGGGGGGGGGGGGGCAGUUGCCUCCUUCCUCCCCAGUAUCCGCCACUGAUUGUUUCUGUGGAUAUAUGAUGGUGGUGGUAGUGAUGAUGAGUAUUUUCACAAUAUUGUUUUAGGUUAAAUGAUCUCUCUCACGUUUCAACUAAAGGUAAAACUAAUGGUUUUUCUGACGGCAUAUCAGAUCUCGCUAAGUUUGCUGUCUCACUAAUUGGGCUUUGCGUUUGCUUGUCUUAAACUGCACACUAGUUUUACUUGAAAUAUUUUUUCGUUAUUCUAGUAUCUGCACCACUUUCAAGAAUCGUUGCCGGAAUGUUCCUUGAGUUGGCAUUCAGUUCAGAAAUUCGCUCGAUUAUGUCAACACAAAAUGCCCCAGGUAUACUAACUUUACAUCCAUAGUAAUAACUCUGCAGGCAUGGACAGUUUCAACCGACUGUUACUAUGCUAAUUUAUCAACAAGCUGAAUAUUUAAUGACUAAACGUGCUACUAUCUUUUCUUUCUUUUAGUUCACGCAUUAUUAUCGCUUUCCAAAGCUGAUGACCACGAGACACUUCGUUUGGCCUUGCAAACUCUAGAACUUCUGGCAAUAGAAAAUCCGACUGUCAUAUUGGCUAAUGUAUGUCGAUUUUUGAAUGAGAGAUGACGCUUAUACACGCAUCUCACAGCUUGUCAACACGAUGUGUUCGCACUGCUUGUUCCCAGUUGUUACAAGUCUGGAACAAGUGGUUAUCAUCUUGUAACAACGUUGAUGAGGCCACGUGAACAGACUUACAACAAGUUGUUUCAACAAGUCUGACAUCGUUUACACGUAACAACUUGAUGACAACAAGCUCGUAGCAACUUGUUACGAACAGUCAGUAUUAGUCUUGUUGGAACAACUUGUAGUAAGUCUAUUACCGUCAUCAACAUUGUAACAAGGUUAUAACAACUUUCUUCAGGCUUAUCGCAACAACUGGGAACAAGCAGUGCGAACAUAGCGUCUUAACAACAAAUUUGUUACAACUUGUUUGCAGAUCUGUAACAACAUGUGCAUUUUUUGUGUGUAGUACCAACAACAUUCAAUUAAAAUUGUAUUAACCUUUUCAAUAGAACAACUUGCUUCUACAACUUCUGUCUGUACCAAAGUUUGAAAAAGACGAACAACUUUACCUUUUGGCUGGGAAAAUAAUAUUAUACUAUGCUUCGGAUGAAAACGUAUGUUUGAAUCUGUUCAUUUCAGCAUCUUGUUCAUUGUGUGAAUGAAUGCAUGACUGUAAAUUUGUGUCAUUAAUAUUUAUACUUAGUCUACCACAACCUGUAUUCGUCUAGGGUUGUUCCAAGCUGGUAGAGUCAGGCGAACUAAAACCAACCCUGCUUCAGUUUUCACACACGACGAAUGUGGCUCUGCAAACGGUCAUUGCUAAGAUAGUGUUGGCUGUAGUUGAUUCUUAUGAAAAUAAGUAAGUAUAGAGCUACGAUUAAAUAUUGCAAUUAUUCAGACCAAAUGUUUCGGACUGGUUGUGAGACAUCUAUUUUUCUUAAGCUCAAAUUUCUGCUCCAUCAAACAUCGACAUGCACGUUGGGGAAACAAAAUUUCUUUCCCAAGCAUACAAAAAUGGAAAUUCGGCAGCCUCGCUCCCAGGCUCUUCCACAAGAGGGAAGAGCCUGGGAACGAGGUUGGAAAUUCGGAAACAUCUGGUGUUUUCCACGUGUGAGCUUUGUUGUGGAAACAAUGUUUCCUGAUUUGAGCACCUUCAGAAAACGUAGCUAGGAGUUCGCCCACUUUCAAGAAACAUAUAAAUAAAUAUACAUUGUCAUUUCCUUAUCACUUUCUAGCAGAACUCGAGGCUUUUUCAGUACGUCAUUCAAUACUUUCAACAUACCUUUUAGGGAUACGAUUCUCGAGAUGAGCCUAGAUGAAGUAUUACUUAAUAUCCACGAUACCACAGACAAUACAGCGUCGGAAUUAACAGACCAAGCAUUGACCAUCUUAAAAGACAUUGCACCAUACAGUAAGAAAUCUGAAGGUAGCACAAUACAGUCUGAUGAUGGCAGUGGACCAAGCACAAGUCAGCCAUCUGAUAAAUCAGGACCUGUGAAGAGAAAAUGAAAUAUUUUUUUAAGCCAUUGAGUCUAUUGCUAUAGAAGAAGAACUCAUCUAAAAGUGUAGUGAAACCUAGCUUACAACACCACUUGUGAGCUGUUCUUAUUCUUUCUGUCUUGAUCGUUCAGUAACGGAGACUCAAUUCUUAAAACAUUUCAACUGAAGUCUGCAAGAUGUUUUUUGAAAUGCGGGGAUAGCGUUUGAGUGGUAAAUUAAACGGCAAGCGGGAAGAAAAAAGGCAGGAUUCCGAGAAGUCGCGUAACGAGAAUAAUCUGUAUCUGCAGCAAAAAAGUAACAUAGAGAAAAGUAUAAGAAACUUGAAAAUGGGAUUAGGAAUUUAAAAACCUUAUUGUAGAAUCUCUUAUGCUUGUAGCAACUCUUUGGUGUUUGUAACUGUAAGACUUGGUCCUGACUAAUGUACAUAGCUCAAAAAGAAAAACAGGUAAUACUGUCAAUGGAUUGAUUCCUUAGUUGUUGUACAUCUAGAUGACUGCAUCGUUGAUUGGAUUAACCCCUUUUAAGUCAUUACGGUAAUUAUACUUAUUUUUGAACAAAAAUAUAAUUAUUACAAUUAUCUAAUUAUAAUAAUUAUAAGUACAUUAUAUUAUUACAUUAUUUAUUACAUUGUUAUUGAUCACAUUAUUAUUUUUUAUAUUAAAAAAUAAAUUAAAAGAUAGUUACCUGUCUCAGAAAUUCACCAGUUUUUAAACAUAAGACAAAAAUAUCAAUCUUCCAGUUUUUUCAAAGCGGUCAAACCGGACUUCUUAAGAAACGUGUUAUUCUCCUUCAAUAUUUGUUUAAAAG